AUGCGAGGAGCAACAAGUUCAAUGUAUAAUGAUCAUUUACAUUGUGUUACAAUGAAAGUAUGGUUUAAAAAUGGUUUAAUGUUUGAAGAAUCAUUUCCAAUAGAAAAAACAACAUUUGCUGAUGUUAAAUAUUCAGCUAUUCGACAAUAUUUAACAAAUAAUCUAAGUUCAUUAAAUUAUCGUCGAUCAUCAUUUAGUACAAUUGCAACAACUAGAAAUAAUUUAUCGUUAGAUGAAAUUGAGAAUUAUAAAUUAAUAUCGAUUACAACAAAAAGAAUCGUUGAUGAAGAGAAAACUUUAGGACAACAAAAAGUUAAAGAUGGAGAUGAAUAUCUCUUAGCUACAAAACGUACGACACAAUCUUCUAAAGCUGAACAAAAUACAACAUCUUAUACCGUUGAUGCAUUAUUAAUUGAAAGUCGAACACAAGAUCUACCAAAAGUUUUACGUUCAUUCAAUCGAGAUUAUCGUUCUGCUGCUCGAACAGAAUUUCGUACAGAUCUGAAUCGUAUAUUAAUAACUCUGAUAGAAACCUCACAGAAAUUACUUUGGUGUCAUCCAGAUGCUGAAAAUAUCUUUAAACAAGCUGAAGAAUUUCUUCUACGAUCAUCCACAUCACCCGAAGAAUCGGCUAAUCCUACAACAAUCUCAACAACAAAUCAUGAUACUGAAACACGUCGUGGUCUAAUAAGUAAAUUAGUAGAAUUAGGCUUUACUGAACAACAAGCACGAAUUGGACUUAAACGAACGAGAUAUGAUCUUUCUGCUGCGAUGGAUUUAAUUCUUGCUCGACCAGAUAUUACCGAUGAUAAUAAUGAAAGUGAUCAGGAAAAUGAAUCUCCUAUUAUCAAUAAAUUCGAAAGUGAAAGAAAACCAUUAUUUUCACGUAAUGGUACAUUUAUCUCAUUUCGAAAAUUUCGACAACAACGUUUUCAACCGAAUAUGAAAGCAAUUCAAUCAUUAAAAGAAAUUGGUUUUGCACAGGAUGAUAUAGUAACAGCAUUACGAAUGUUUAAUAAUGAUAAAAAUCUCGCGUGUGAAUAUCUCCUUAGUGAUAAACAACAACAACAAAAUAUGAAUGAUGCUGAAACUGAACAAGGUCUUGAUCCAAAUUCAAGUAUAUUUCAAUCAAUUAUGCAAAAUUCUAUUGUACAAAGAACAUUAAAUAAUCCCAAAACAUUCUUUAUUAUGUUACAAAUAGCUGAAAAUCCAACAACAAUAACAAAUUAUUUAAGUGAUCCUGAGAUUGGAAAUAUGCUUCUACAGAUAAGUCGAAUAUAUCAUGCAGAAAAAGAAAAUAUGAAUACAACAACAAUAACAACAACGACAACAACAGCAACAAUAAAUAAUCGACAUGAUAGUGACCAACAAGAUGAAAACUUAUCGAGAACAACAGGAAGUAUUAGUGGAGAUUUUGAUGAUGAUAGUGAUUAA
Messenger RNA from Adineta steineri, 1434 nucleotides. The record is from the annotation of a GenBank genome assembly. Lineage: Eukaryota; Metazoa; Rotifera; Eurotatoria; Adinetida; Adinetidae.